AUGGACGAAGACGACGAGGAAUUAAUCGACGACAUCGAACAAUACGUCCAAAUACGCCCAUCCCUCGCGCACCAAAACGAAGCGAUAUGCAGAGUGACCUGCCCGGAUAAAACAGGUUUAGGCGCGGAUUUAGCGAGGACCAUUUUCGAUUUCGGUUUAGUCGUCGUGAAAGGAGACUUCGCCACGGAUGGACAGUGGGCGUUCGUGUUGUUGACGAUAUACGCGCCGCCGUCGACGCACGAGUUGCAACGGUCGUCAAAAUCAUCAGGGGGAGGAAAAGGUUCGAAGAACAAGAAAAAGAAGACAAAGAAUAAGAGCGAUGAGAGUAGCGAGGAUGAGAGCGACGGCGAUGACGAUACCGCGACGAGGAACGACGAUACUACCUCUCGUCAUCGAAGCGAUUCCGGGGCCGAGAACAACAGCGAAAAAAGCACGAACCCCGAAGAAGAAAAUGAAGAAGAAAAUGAAGAAGAAAACGAAGAAAGUGAUGACGAUGAAACAGAAGAAGAAGAAGAAGAAGAAGAAGAGGAAAAAGCGGUGAACUGGAAACUGUUACAAAUGCGAUUGGAGAAUUUGUGUCCCAAAAAGUUAUCCAUCGCGAAAAGCGGUAAAGAGAGCAACGGAGGAAGAAACAGCAGCGUCAACGAGAGCGAUCGAGCGACAAACCUUCAGAAAGGAGGAGGAAGACAUUCGAGAAAAUCGAGCUCGAGGCUGGACGAAAUUAUCAACGCGAACAACAAAAACGGAGGCAAGAGUCAUUUAGAAGAUAUGAACGGCGAUCAUAGGAGUCACAACCACGGGGAAGACGAUACGAACAGAAGACGGCGAUCGCAAGUCUCUUCGUCCUCUAACAAUAAUAAUAAUUCAUCGCGAUUGAUGAAGCAGCAACAAUCCUACUCGGAUUUUCACGAUUAUUUCGACGACGACGACGAGUAUUAUAAACCGUCGACGUUCAUUUUGAGAGUCGAAUUAGACGACCGAGUAGGUUUGUUGAGAGAUUUAACGUUGACUCUGUGGGAGUGCGCGUUAAUCGUCCAACGCGCGCACAUCUCCACCUCGCCGGCAAACACUGCGGUUGAUUUAUUCUACGUCAUGGAUACAAAGGACGAACUGCCAAACGAAGAUCGAGUGCAAGAAAUCGAAAUGGCGGUACGGUCAGUCGUCGCGCACGGGAACGAAGUGAAAGUAGGCUUACACCAAGUUCCUUUUUACGCGCAGGGCGAUUACAUCACCCGGGCCGGAUGGUUGGACGAUUUUAGCAUCUCGCAAGUGGAAUCGGCGAGCGCGACAGAAUAUCCUUCCUGCGACGUUUGGGUGGAUAACUUAAUGAGCGAAAGGCACACGGUGUUUCAAAUGAUUUCCAGGGAUAGGAAAGGUUUGUUGUACGACAUCUUGAGAGCUUCGAAGGAGUUAAAAGUGCAAAUCUACUACGCGAAAGUCGAGAUGAAAUCUGGAGGUUUGUGCGAGAUUGACUUGUUUUGCGAGCGAAUGACGAACGACGAAAACGCGAGAUAUUUGUGUCAAAAGUAUAAACAGAACAUCGAACGGCCGGUGGCUGUUCAGAUUACGAGUAAAGGUAUCGACGAUUUAGCGACCGAGAUGAGAGUGAUUUGUCCUUUAGAUUUUACCGGCGUGACGAGACCGAGAGUUUUGUUGGACGCCACGGAAGCGCUGAGAAGAUUGAACGUGAUGGUAUUCAAAGCGGACAUUGUGAUCGAUCCAGGAUUUAGCGAAGGGGUAAUGCUCAACGACCAGACGACGACGACGUCGCAAGGAUCGUCGCUUCGUAAAUCUGGGAGCAGUAAGAGCGUACACAGAACUUUAGCGAGAGAAGUCCACCGAUUCAUAUUAACCGACGAACGAGGCAUGCCAAUCAGUAACGUUCGCGAUCGCAAAACCGUCUGCGACGCGGUUUUGAAAAACUUGCUCGGAUUGAGAGGCGCCAACGAAUAUUUCCCGGGUAUGUCCGAAGUCUCCGAAGGGAGCGACUAUUACAACGCGUCGUCGGACGAAUACGGCGAUAGCGAUGACGACGACGACGACAACUUCGACGUCGGCCACUACGGCGUCGGUCGCAUUGGCGGCGCGAGACGAGCGAAUACUUCUUCGUCGCGGAGAAAGAAAAGUAAUAGCGGUAACGUUAAUAAUAACAACAAAGGAGGAGAAGGAGGAGGAGGAUACAUCGGCUCGGCGAUUGGGUUCGCCAAACGGCUUUUGCUUUUCCAAAAAAAGUAA
Molecule: messenger RNA, 2235 nt
Organism: Bathycoccus prasinos
Lineage: Eukaryota; Viridiplantae; Chlorophyta; Mamiellophyceae; Mamiellales; Bathycoccaceae
Exons: 2
Coding region: 1-2235 (744 amino acids)
Source: RefSeq, a predicted model, not a curated record